Molecule: messenger RNA, 2155 nt
Organism: Thermothelomyces thermophilus ATCC 42464
Lineage: Eukaryota; Fungi; Ascomycota; Sordariomycetes; Sordariales; Chaetomiaceae
Exons: 4
Coding region: 363-1670 (435 amino acids)
Biological process (GO): regulation of glucose metabolic process; protein phosphorylation
Cellular component (GO): mitochondrion
Molecular function (GO): pyruvate dehydrogenase (acetyl-transferring) kinase activity
Source: RefSeq, a predicted model, not a curated record
CCGUCUUGUUCCUAUGCUGACGCAGAUGCCGGAUUUUGCGAGCCAUUGCGGGAUUGCAGCAGUUUAAAACUACCGAAUAACCUACUGCAUUGCUCUACCGCUUGGCCAGUACCGUCCUCCCCGCUUGCGUCAUUGGACGGUGCUCAGAUCUCCAUUCCGCUUGCCUCGGCUUAGCCGCAACACCCGGACGCCCGUCCUCGACUCCACGCCCGACUACGCCCGGGCCCUGAUCCGACGCGCCCAGCGGUAGCCGGCACUUCCAACACAGCAACCGAAAGCGCGCCCUUUCUGCUCCCAUGCUGCACGCCGCACGACCAGAGCAUCAUCCACCGUGUACCAUUGGCGCAACCUGAGCCGCCAACAUGUCGUGGAAAAAGAGCGAGCGCCUGAUGGAGACCAUCCGGCACUAUGCCAGCUUCCCAGCGACCGGCGUGAGCCUGCGCCAGAUGGUCCAGUUCGGCGAGAAGCCGUCUGCUGGGACCCUGUUCCGCGCCUCGCAGUUCCUCGCCGAGGAGCUGCCCAUCCGGCUCGCCCAUCGCGUCCAAGAGCUCGAGACGCUUCCGGAUGGCCUGAAUGAGAUGCCGUCGGUGAAGAAGGUGGCCGAUUGGUAUGCGCAGUCGUUCGAGGAAAUCACCUCGCUACCCAGACCAGAGCUCAGCAAAGACGUGCGGGAGAGAUUGAUGAGGCCCUCGAGGAACGCAGGAAAGGGCACUUCAUGGCUGAGUGAGGCAACACCGAACCCGAGCAUCGAAGAGGGACAGUACAACUCGUUCAACGGCAACGGCAACGGCAAGAACAAGUUCGCCGCGACGAGGAGGUAUUUUGCAAUGGUGGACGACACGGGCGACUGGCCGCCCGAGCUGCAGCUGUACAACCAGAAGUUCGCUCAAACGCUGCGCCGAGUCAAGCGGAGACACGACAGCGUCGUCACCACCAUGGCACAGGGCAUCCUCGAGUACAAACGCAAACGGCAACGGAUGCAGAUCGACAACAACAUACAGUCCUUCCUGGACCGCUUCUACAUGUCUCGCAUUGGAAUACGUAUGCUCAUCGGCCAGCACAUUGCUCUGACGGACCAGAGCCACCACCGCGAUCCGUCCUAUGUCGGCAUCAUCUGCACCAAGACGUACGUCAGGGAUCUGGCCCAGGAGGCCAUCGAGAACGCGCGCUUCGUCUGCGAGGACCACUACGGCUUGUUUGAGGCGCCCAAGAUCCAGCUCGUGUGCGAUCCAAACCUCAACUUCAUGUAUGUGCCAGGUCACCUGUCGCACAUGCUCUUCGAGACGCUCAAGAACUCGCUGCGCGCCGUCGUCGAGACGCACGGCCAAGAUAAACAAGAGUUUCCCGUCACCAAGGUGAUCGUGGCCGAGGGCAAGGAGGACAUCACGAUCAAGAUCUCGGACGAGGGCGGCGGCAUCCCGCGGAGCGCCAUCCCGCUGGUCUGGACCUACAUGUACACCACCGUCGACCGGACGCCGAACCUUGACCCGGACUUUGACAAGAGCGAUUUCAAGGCGCCCAUGGCCGGGUUCGGCUACGGCCUCCCCAUAUCACGCCUGUACGCGAGGUAUUUCGGUGGUGAUUUGAAGCUCAUCAGCAUGGAAGGCUACGGCACGGACGUCUACCUCCAUCUGAACCGCCUAUCAAGCUCGUCGGAGCCGCUGCAAUAGGAAUUCGCAGUCAUGAGGGGGACUGGUACGUCUGCAUCGCCCCGAGGAUUGACGCUGCCAAUGCGAUACCUGAUGCGCAAGCGCCUCAAGAACCCGGCCCCGCUCGAGAUCCCCGAGCGCAGGCAGGUCGGCGACGUCGAGGCCAUUUUCGGAUCGUCGCCGUCGGAGGGCGAGGCUACCCACCGCCAGCAGCAGCAGUCUUAUUACCCGGCUCGUGGCAGUGAUAGUGAGCUUUGAGACAAGAGUUCUUGCUACUGCUUACCGCUGCUACCGCUGCUGCUUACACACACGAUUGGCGAGAUGUUAUGAAAAAGGUUGGGUCGGACGGACUUGGCUGGCAGAGCCUUUCUCGGUCAAAGAACCGCAUGCCCAACCAAUUUUUUUUCCCCCCAACCCGUUUGAACUUCUAGUAGAUCGGCUGAUUCUGGGGUUAUGGAUGGACAUACACUGAUUGAUGUCGGCACGACCUAAAAAAAAAAUUCUGC